Rhizophagus irregularis DAOM 181602=DAOM 197198 is the source of this 330-nucleotide messenger RNA. The record is from RefSeq and is a predicted model, not a curated record. NCBI's taxonomy places the organism in Eukaryota, Fungi, Glomeromycota, Glomeromycetes, Glomerales, Glomeraceae.
AUGUCACUUAAUGAAAAUGAAGUAUAUGAAAUACAAGUAUAUACAAGAAAAUAUCGAAUAGGGACGUGUUUUGCCUGUCAAAAGUGUUUAUACUGUGGAAAAGACCUUACAUUUGAAAAUUGUCAUUGUAAUAAGUAUGAAAAACCAACUAAAAAUAACCGAACAGCCAAAGUACGUGGCUAUAGAGGUUUGUGCUAUGACGCAAGUAACGCUCAACCAUUUUUAAAAGAAUUUAUGAAGAAAAGUAAUCUUAAGUUUGGUUAUGAAGUCAACCUGGCAACUUCCUUUUAUUGUUCACUUUGUACAGCUUGUAAUAGUAAAAUAAGCUGA